Effrenium voratum is the source of this 636-nucleotide messenger RNA. NCBI's taxonomy places the organism in Eukaryota, Dinophyceae, Suessiales, Symbiodiniaceae. The record is from the annotation of a GenBank genome assembly.
UUGCAAGGGCGCAGGCGAUAUUCGGAUCCAUUGCGGAGACCUUCCGAAGCCAUGGCCAACGGCCUACCGGACCGCGAGGCGAUGGGAGAAUCGGGCCGAAGUUGAAAAGGUCUUCCGGAAGAUCCUGAUGGGUUUGUCCGAUAGGCCACAGGGCGCCAGACCUCAGCCACACUUGCAGGGCUUACAAGGCUUGGCUCGUCUUCGGGAGGCGUCCGAUGCUCAGGAGGAGCGAGGCUAUCCUCAGGCUCGAACUGCGGCAGGCCGUGCACGAGAGACUGCCAGUGUCUCAGGCGCCACCUCCCCGCCGGACACGGCGCCCAGCUCCGCGUCCACGCGCACGCCGUCGCCUGGAGUCUCAAGGCCAGGUAGUGGCCGCUUCAGCGAUGGGCAGGUGGCGCCGCCGAUUCGAUGGAAAUGGCAGCCAUCCGACCGCGAGAGGCGCCUGCGGGACCGCGGGGAGGGCGCUGGACAUCUCAAGGGCCGAAGGGCCAACCUGGCGAAGAUCCGCGAGAUCCAGGGGCUUGCGGACGGACGUGAGUGAGGCGAAGCUGACAGCGUUUCACGACUGAAUUUGCGUUUCGAUGGCCACGGCAAUGUGCAGGCGUCGUGCGCCGAAGAUAGGCACAUGGCGGGUUG